Molecule: messenger RNA, 447 nt
Organism: Anisakis simplex (herring worm)
Lineage: Eukaryota; Metazoa; Nematoda; Chromadorea; Rhabditida; Anisakidae
Source: the annotation of a GenBank genome assembly
AUGGGUAAAAUCGACACGGUACAACAACACCAGGAGGACAGUAAACGAGAAAAAGAAAAGCGAACUGCAGCGAUCACCGAAAAGGAUCCAGAAAGGCGUUUGACACCGCCGAGUAAAGAAAAUCAAAGUAAACACGAAACUAAAUCAAAAAACGAAACUAAAUCAAAAAGAGCUCAACUCUCAUCACAAAAACAACAAAAGGAAUCACCCCUCAAUCCAAAAGCAAAACCUCCAACAUCAUCUCGCUUAAAAGGUGACAAGGAUAAAGUUUCUACUAAUGGUUCUGCUGUACCGACUGAUCAAGCAAAAACAUCCAAAGAAAGGACUGAUAGGAACGGAUCCGCCGAUCCACUCAGGGCCGCUCAAAAUCCACUCGUUUCUACUGAGGAUACCCCUUGGUUAAUCAUAUUUGCAUUGCUUUCAACUCUUACAACCAAUCACUUUUGA